This is a messenger RNA of Chaetomium globosum CBS 148.51, 267 nucleotides long. RefSeq lists its product as uncharacterized. The coding region runs from base 1 to 267 and encodes 88 amino acids. The record is from RefSeq and is a predicted model, not a curated record. The transcript is spliced from 2 exons. Lineage: Eukaryota; Fungi; Ascomycota; Sordariomycetes; Sordariales; Chaetomiaceae.
AUGGUCUCCGUCGGCCACGCCGAAGUGUCUGGUUCCUCUUCCGAGGCGGCCGAGACCCCUCGCCAAGCGCAUGCGCUCGACAACAAGGCCAACGCAGAGGCAAGGGGGGCGGGCCAGACAACCGACAGUUCCUCUUCUCCCGUUAGCGACUUGAAUGACGGCGACUAUACAACUGGCGGGAGUCUAUUCCCCGGAAGCCACGACACCACUGACACCUAUGCAUGGGCACUUGCGUCGGGUGAAGCCCAGGCAGGUGUUCCCUGGUAA